Messenger RNA from Cydia fagiglandana, 4813 nucleotides. RefSeq names its product furin-like protease 1 (gene Fur1). Gene Ontology annotation, cellular component: Golgi membrane; trans-Golgi network. Bases 182 to 3340 code for a protein of 1052 amino acids. The transcript has 17 exons. Gene Ontology annotation, molecular function: serine-type endopeptidase activity. NCBI's taxonomy places the organism in Eukaryota, Metazoa, Arthropoda, Insecta, Lepidoptera, Tortricidae. Gene Ontology annotation, biological process: peptide hormone processing. The record is from RefSeq and is a predicted model, not a curated record.
CGUGUCGUGCGCGGCGGUCGUGUCGCUCCCGCUCGCAGCCCAAUUCACGCGUCGCUUGACAGUUGUGCAAAAUAAUGAACCACAGUGACCGUGUAUAGUGGAAAGCUCUAUUUUAACCUUGAAAACCUUCUAUAGACUUAAACUCUGUGUGUGCCAUGCUGAUAAGUACUAGAUAAGUGCUAUGUGGUGCGUGCUGGUGCUAUCUCUGUGGGUGGUGGGCGCGGCGGCGCAUUACACCCCGACCUGGGCGGUGCACGUGCCCGGGGGGCCCGCCGCCGCCGACGCCGUGGCCAGGGACCAUGGCUUCGUCAAUCUUGGAGAGAUUUUCGACAACCACUACCACUUCCACCACCACUCGGUGGCCAAGCGGUCGCUGUUGCCGUCGCAUGACCACCACGGCCGCCUCGAGGGAGACACGCGGGUGCGCUGGGCGCGACAGCAGAAAGUAUUGUCGCGGAAGAAGCGGGACUUUAUAGUGUUCAACACCUCUUCUACAGUCGGGACGUACGUCCCAUCGCCGUCAGCGGCGACGAAGAGAGAAGCAGGGAACAAAAGAGAGAUACCAGCGAGAGUGAAGGGUCGGCCGAGAGCCGCCGACUCCAAGUUUCAACUCAACGACCCCAAAUGGCCACACAUGUGGUAUCUAAACCGAGGCGGCGGUCUCGACAUGAACGUGAUCCCCGCGUGGCGGGAAGGAAUCACGGGCCGCGGCGUCGUAGUCACCAUCCUGGACGACGGGCUGGAGACCGACCAUCCGGACUUAAUCAACAAUUAUGACCGAAUGGCAUCAUACGACGUGAACUCACAUGACCCGGACCCGCAGCCGCGAUAUGACAUGAUCGACUCAAACCGCCACGGGACGCGGUGCGCGGGCGAGGUGGCCGCCACCGCCAACAACUCGCUCUGCGCGGUUGGCGUCGCGUUUGGCGCUAGCGUUGGAGGUGUGCGGAUGCUAGACGGUGACGUGACGGAUGCGGUAGAAGCGCGCUCGCUCAGCCUCAACCCGCAGCACGUGGACAUCUACAGUGCGUCAUGGGGCCCUGAUGACGACGGGAAGACCGUCGACGGGCCUGGAGAACUGGCGCAUCGGGCGUUCCUCGAGGGAGUCACUAAGGGUCGCAGCGGGAAAGGAUCCAUCUUCGUGUGGGCCUCCGGUAACGGCGGGCGCGAGCACGACAACUGCAACUGCGAUGGCUACACCAACUCCAUUUGGACUCUUUCCAUCUCUUCUGCGACAGAACGAGGAGAAGUGCCGUGGUACUCUGAGAUGUGCAGCUCUACGCUAGCUGCCACGUAUAGCAGUGGCGCGCUAAACGAGAAACAGGUGGUGACAACAGACCUGCACCACUCAUGUACCGCGGGCCACACGGGCACGUCUGCGUCCGCGCCGCUUGCGGCCGGCAUCUGCGCGCUUGCGCUUCAAGCCAACCGCGAGCUGACGUGGAGGGACAUGCAGCAUAUCGUGGUCCGGACGGCGCGGCCAGAGCGUCUGAGCGCCGGCGGCGAGUGGCGAGUCAACGGCGUUGGUAGAAACGUGUCUCACUCGUUCGGCUACGGGCUGUUGGACGCUGCGGGCAUGGUCCGAAUGGCGCGAAGCUGGAAAACCGUGCCGCCGCAGCGGACGUGUGAGCUCGUCGCACAAAAACCGCAACGAGCGGUGCCGCCCCGCUCCAGUGUGACGUUACAGUUGGACGUGAACGCGUGUCCGGGAGUCAACUACUUGGAGCACGUGCAAGCGAAGGUUUCCCUCUCCGCGGCCAGGAGGGGGGACCUGAAGAUCACUCUUACGUCACCAGCGGGGACUGAGGUCACGUUACUUGCGCCGAGGGCACACGACUCGUCCCGCGCCGGGUUCACAUCAUGGCCGUUCAUGUCCGUACACAUGUGGGGGGAGAACCCCAUCGGUGUCUGGCAGCUCGAGGUCUCUAACGAGGGACGAUAUAUGGGCAGAGCGACGUUACAAGACUGGUCAUUAAUUUUAUACGGCACGACUCAGCCCGCCACCAAAAACGAUCCCAUACCCUUCCGGAACCCUCUAGUGCGCAAAAAGAGCAACGCAACUCGACCCGUCGUGGUCCAAACGAAGAAAAACAAUAGAGGGAAACCUGUCCCUGUACUUCCUACUUAUACGGUCGGAGUAGUAAAAGGGAAAAGGAAAAAGAAUAAGAACUCAAAGAACUCAAAUAGGAACUCGCAGAAGUCUAAACAGAUUCGCCCAGCGACGCAGUCAGCCGCGGACAGUUCCACGGCGCGAGCAGCGACAUCUUCAGCGCCAGAUUUGAGCUUAAACCUGCAAGGGGAUUUAGGGGAUCCGCUGGCGGACGCCAGAGGGCGCAAGAUGACGAGUCUGUUCGAGCACAAUCCGAAAAUCCAGCUGAUUUAUCCGGCGUCGCUGCAAGCUAACGCGGGCCCGCUCUCCCAGUGGGAGCUCAUCUUCUACGGCACAGAGACGCCGGCCCAAGAAGACGACGUGUCCCUGGACGCGCAGAAGGCCGGGACCUGGAACGCGAGGGACCCUGAGCCAGUCGACGAGGUCCGGCAGAACGAUAUAGAGUUCCCGCCGGCUUGGCAUGACUCGCAUUCGAUCCGCGAGGAAGCACCCUCAGACGCGCGCGCCGACGGCGCGGACGCGCUGCGCUCAGGAUGCUCUGCGCGCGCGCCGCCCCCCUCGCACCGCUGCCUAGAAUGCGCGAAGGGUUUGCACUUGUACGAGGGGCGGUGCUUCGCGCGCUGUCCGCCCGGGACGUACGCCAGCGAGUUACUGCAGGAGCGGAGCUCAAGACGACGUAACCUCACUUAUUUAGAGACGCCCCAGCUCAGGAAAAGACAAGGCACUGACGAUGAUGCUCCUACAGCUCUGGAAGCUGCCGAUAUGGAAGCCCUUGAUACAACCGCCAAGUCUCCUUUAGUCUGCCUGCCGUGUCACUACACUUGUGCGACGUGCUCGGGCCCGCACAAUAGCCAAUGCCUGUCGUGUUUAGAUGACGCUCGUCUUUUCAAUAUGUCGGAUGUAGAGCCCCGACUCUAUUGUUACCCCAAUACUGUCCUACCACAAAUCGAUAACGCGAACUGGCACUACAGACUAAACAUAGCACUUUCUUUGGCCCUGUUCAUUAUCUGCUUCAUAUCGCUAUACUUUUUGACUGUCUGUAUUAUUAAAAAAUGCGGCGCAUAUUGUUGUGGUAGUCACUACUCAUCUAACUUGGUUAACUCCAAUAUUGCUUAUAAUAAACUAGCCGUGGACGAGACUCAGCAAAAUGAAGCUGAGAUAGAAGAUGAAAUUCUACAAGCCAUAAAAUAUACCAGUGACAGUGAUUCUGAGGAUAAUUUGAAUUUAUAGCGUCUAGCGAUAUUCCGCUCCGAGUAUUAUGAAUUAGUCGAACAACUGAGUUGUAGCGAGUAGCAAAAAAUGAUAGCGCUUUCAGACUGGAAUGUUUUAUGCGAGUAAAAACGCAAAUGUGCGCAAUUAAGUAUAUUGGCGUGUGUCUUCAUUCGUAAAGCGUUUUUCACACACAAGUGUUGAACUGUUGAGUAUUAUAGUCACAUGUAUAUUUUCUUUAGACACAUGACUAUGACCCGAAACACCGCUCGAUAACGCAUUUGGCCCAUUUUAGAGCGACUUUGGUCGGAAGCUUUUUUCCUUGGCCGAGGCAUUUUAGUUACCUACGCGCAUAAAAUACGCUAGUCUGUAAGCGCUCUAAGAGAAUAAGAAACGAGUGCAGGGCAAAAAUGUGAUAUUCCCGAUAUAAAUGUCACAAGUUAAAUGUAAGUAUACACAUCGUCGACUGUAAAAAUGACAAAAAUUUAGGACCGUACAAAAUGUUAGUGUUAAUUAUUCGUCCAAAGAGAUUUUUAAAACUUCUUUCCUCUAUUUGGUUCAAAUACUACGAAAUUCCACUGAGAUUUUCGAAUGAAGCUCGUACGUGACUAGACGCAAGGUGCGCGUUUUUAGAAAAGCUGCAGGUAUAAAGUAGGUACCUAUAUAUAUUUAUGACUAUCCUUUUUACUGGGAUUUUAGACCCCGAGCCAAGUACGCACGUAAUGUAUACGUGUUAUUUUUUCUCGAUAAGUGGUAAUUUGAUAAACUGUCAAUUGGGGGCAAAUUAAUAUUGUUUUUCUUUAUAUUUGUUUCUCAAUCUACCAACGGAGCGGUAGCUGACGUUCACGAGGGUUCAUGGUGUAUCUCCCUUAACCAUUUUACCAGUUAUAGACUGACAGGAACUUCGUAUUAAAAGUCCGUUGCUGGCUCGCGGUCCAUUAGGUCGACUACUUUGGAACCUUUAAUUAUUACUCACUACUUUGCUAAGAUUAUCUGACGUUAACGUUAACUUUUAUUUCUAAGUAGCUUUAAAAUCCAUUUUCUGGACCCUGGUCGAGUUACUAUAGGUAAACUUAUUCCAUCUUAGUGUACUUUACGCAAAGAGUUUUAAAUCUUUUUAUAAGGGUAAGUAAAAACCAGGGUCGUUUUCUUUUAUAUUUUCAUACCUUGGUCUUAAGAGGUGAUCACAGUUAUUUUUGUUGGAUGCUACAUAUUAAUAGUUUUCUUAGUGUAGGCAAGUAGGUAAUAAAUUUAGGUAUAACUUGAAACAAUUUUAUAGUGAACAAUUUUACACAUGUCAAAUGAAACAAAGCGAUUAAAUGAUUACUUUUAAACUACACCGUGGGCAACAAUAUCUAACUCAUCAAAUUUUAUCCACGUAUUCUAUCCUCAUUGUACUGGAGUCAGUUAUGUAACGCUGCCAUACAUGACCCAAAAAAUUUUUAUUAAGCUAUGAGCUUCACCACAUCUGAUAUUUGAGUAAUUCUAAGCAUU